AUGCGUUUAGUACCUCGCGAACUUGAUAAACUUGUUCUUCACCAAGUUGGGUUCCUUGCUCAGAAACGUCUUGCACGUGGUGUAAAACUGAAUCAUACUGAAGCGGCGGCUCUUAUCGCUUCACAAUUAAUUGAAUUUAUGAGAGAUGGAAUUUAUUCUGUUUCAGAUUUAAUGAACAUGGGAAAACAAAUGCUUGGAAGACGUCAUGUUCAAACAGAUGUUAUUGAAACAUUAACUGAAGUUCAAGUUGAAGGAACUUUUCCCGACGGAACGUAUCUUGUUACCGUUCAUGAACCAGUUUCCUCUCUUAAUGGAAAUUUAGAAUGGGCACUUUAUGGAAGUUUUUUACCAAUUCCUGAUCAAUCCAAAUUUCCCGCACCUCCUACAGGGAGUCCUUCCGAAUUUGCACCAGGUGCAAUUAUUGUUAAACCUGGUAAAAUUACUUUGAAUAAAGGACGUACUCGAGUAUCCCUUAAAGUAAAAAAUUGUGGAGAUAGACCUAUUCAAGUUGGAUCACAUUAUCAUUUUAUUGAAACGAAUUCUGCACUCGAAUUUGAUAGAAAACUUUCUUAUGGUAAAAGACUUGACAUUCCUGCUGGUUCCGCAGUUCGAUUUGAACCUGGGGAAAUCAAAACUGUCUCCCUUAUUCAAAUUGGUGGUAAAAAAGUUAUUUCAGGAGGAAACGAUCUUGCUUGUGGACCUAUUGAUACUUCACAAGUUGAGAAUAUAGUUAAAAAAUUAAGAAAUCAAGGUUUUAAACAUACUCCUCAAAUUGAAAAUUUCUCAGCUUUCAUGGGAGUUAAACCAUAUACUAUUAAACGAGAAGUUUAUGCGGAUACUUAUGGACCUACAGUUGGUGAUCGAGUAAGAUUAGGAAAUACAGAUUUAUGGAUAGAAAUAGAAAAGGAUUAUACCUUUUAUGGGGAUGAAUGCAAAUUUGGUGGUGGUAAAGUUUUGAGAGAAGGAAUGGGUCAAAAUACAGAUAUUAAUAAAGAAGCUUUAGAUUUAGUUAUUACAAAUGCGAUAAUUCUUGAUUGGAGUGAUAUUGGUAUUAAAGAUGGAAAAAUUAUCGGAAUUGGUAAAGCUGGUAAUCCGGAUAUUAUGGAUGUUACACCUGGUAUGGUUUGUGGAGCUAAUACUGAAGCUCUUGCUGGGGAAGGAAAUAUCUUUACUGCCGGAAUUACAACUCUAAUUGGUGGUGGUACAGGACCCAAUACUGGAACUAAUGCAACUACAUGUACACCAGGAGAAACCCAUCUUGAAAUGAUGUUUUCUUCCACAGACGAUAUGCCAAUGAAUUUUGGAUUUACUGGUAAAGGUAAUUCAUCAGAUGUAGCUGCUUUACAAGAACAAGUUAAUUGUGGAGCUAUGGGUUUGAAAUUACAUGAAGAUUGGGGAUCCACUCCUAAAGCUAUUGAUACAUGUUUAAAGGUUGCUGAAGAAUUAGAUGUUCAGGUAAACAUUCAUACAGAUACUCUUAACGAAUCAGGAUUUGUCGAAGAUUCUAUUGCAGCCUUUAAAAAUCGUACUAUUCAUGCAUAUCAUUCAGAAGGUGCGGGUGGUGGUCACGCACCUGACAUUAUUCGCGUUUGUGGAGAACCUAAUGUUAUUCCAUCAUCAACAAAUCCUACGCGUCCUUAUACAAAUAAUACACUUGAUGAACAUAUUGAUAUGUUAAUGGUGUGUCAUCAUUUAGAUAAGAAUAUUCCGGAAGAUAUUGCAUUUGCAGAAUCAAGAAUUAGAGCUGAAACUAUUGCAGCAGAAGAUGUAUUACAUGAUAUGGGUGCAAUCAGUAUUAUUAGUUCUGAUUCACAAGCUAUGGGUAGAAUUGGUGAAGUAAUUCUUAGAACUUGGAAAACAGCUCAUAAAAUGAAAUUACAAAGAGGAAGAUUAGGUAAUGACCAAGAUGGACUAGUUGACAAUUUCAGAAUUAAGCGUUAUGUUGCUAAAUAUACAAUUAAUCCUGCAAUUGUUAAUGGUGUAAGUCAUUUAAUCGGAUCAAUUGAAGUUGGAAAAGUUGCAGAUUUAGUGAUGUAUUCACCAGCUUUCUUUGGUACAAAACCUGAAAUUAUAAUUAAAUCCGGUAUAAUUGUUUGGUCACAGAUGGGAGAUGCAAAUGCAUCAAUUCCCACUACUCAGCCUGUUAUUUCUAGACCUAUGUUUGGUGCUUAUGGUGGCGCUGCAUCUAAAAAUUCUUAUCUUUUUGUGAGUAAAGCUUCAAUUGAAAAUAAUAAAGUUCAAAAUUAUGGACUUAAAAAGAAGAUUGAACCUGUGGUUAAUUGUAGAAAUAUCAAAAAAUCUGAUAUGAAAUUAAAUGAUGCUUUACCCAAUAUAGAAGUUGAUCCUGAAACUUAUGUUGUUAAAGCUGAUGGAAUUCUUUGUUCCUGUGAUCCUAUUAAAUCUUUACCAUUAACUCAAUCUGUCUAUUUAUUCUAA
Diversispora eburnea is the source of this 2436-nucleotide messenger RNA. The record is from the annotation of a GenBank genome assembly. NCBI's taxonomy places the organism in Eukaryota, Fungi, Glomeromycota, Glomeromycetes, Diversisporales, Diversisporaceae.